UUUUUAAUUCGCCUGCAAACCCCGGCGCCAGCUUUAUCUGUGCCGCGGCGAGAUGUCCGGAGGAUCAGCUAGGAGCCUGGGCAAGGGAAGCGCGCCCCCGGGGCCCGUCCCCGAGGGCCUGAUCCGUGUCUACAGCAUGAGGUUCUGCCCGUAUGCCCAGAGGACUCGCCUGGUCCUGACGGCCAAGGGUAUCCGGCAUGAAGUCAUCAACAUAAAUCUGAAAAAUAAGCCUGAGUGGUUCUUCAAGAAGAAUUCCUCAGGCCUGGUGCCGGUUCUGGAAACCAGUCAGGGUCAAUUGAUCUGUGAAUCUGCCAUCACUUGUGAGUACCUGGAUGAAGCAUAUCCAGAGAAGAAGCUGUUGCCAGGCGACCCCUAUGAGAAGGCUUGCCAAAAGAUGGUCUUUGAGUCCUUUUCUAAGGUACCACCUUUGAUAUCGGGGAUUGUUAGAACACAAAAUAAGGAAGACUGCUCUGGCCUAAAAGAAGAAUUGCGUAAAGAAAUCACCAAGCUAGAGGAGGUUCUGACUGCUAAGAAGACAACCUUCUUUGGUGGCAAUUCUCUUUCUAUGAUUGAUUACCUCAUCUGGCCCUGGUUUGAACGGCUGGAAGCUCUGGAGUUGAAUGAGUGUGUAGACCACGCUCCAGCCCUUAAGCUGUGGAUGGCAGCAAUGAAGAAGGAUCCCACAGUAUCAUCUCUCCUCACUGAUGUGAAGACCUUUCAAGGUUUCUUCAACCUCUACUUGCAGAACAGCCCUGAGGCUUGUGACUAUGGUCUCUGAUGGGGACAAGAAUCAGCAAUGAAGACAUAGCUGAUACUUUCCUUCACUAAUAUGAAUAAUACCGUGGUUU
Messenger RNA from Budorcas taxicolor (takin), 848 nucleotides. RefSeq names its product glutathione S-transferase omega-1-like. Gene Ontology annotation, molecular function: glutathione transferase activity; glutathione dehydrogenase (ascorbate) activity. Gene Ontology annotation, cellular component: cytoplasm. NCBI's taxonomy places the organism in Eukaryota, Metazoa, Chordata, Mammalia, Artiodactyla, Bovidae. Gene Ontology annotation, biological process: glutathione metabolic process; L-ascorbic acid metabolic process. The record is from RefSeq and is a predicted model, not a curated record. Bases 53 to 778 code for a protein of 241 amino acids. The transcript is spliced from 6 exons.